This is a messenger RNA of Aspergillus affinis, 1353 nucleotides long. RefSeq lists its product as uncharacterized. Gene Ontology annotation, biological process: transmembrane transport. Gene Ontology annotation, cellular component: membrane. Lineage: Eukaryota; Fungi; Ascomycota; Eurotiomycetes; Eurotiales; Aspergillaceae. The transcript is spliced from 6 exons. Gene Ontology annotation, molecular function: transmembrane transporter activity. The coding region runs from base 1 to 1353 and encodes 450 amino acids. The record is from RefSeq and is a predicted model, not a curated record.
AUGUUGACAGUUGAGCCAAAAAGCGAUCUCGAAUAUUCGGAUGGCCCGAGAUCUCCCAGCAGCGCAUGGACUGCGACGGAUGAGCGUCAAGCCCGACGAAAGGUUGAUCUCUCUGUCCUACCCUUGCUUUUCUUAGGCAUGACCGUAUUCCAGUUGGAUCGCAUGAACGUCGCUAGCGCCCUCACUGGAGGCUUUGGCGAGGACAUCAAGGUCAACCAGAAUACCAUCAAUCUGGGAAACCAGCUAAUGUUUCUGGGAAUCAUUGUGCUGGAGAUCCCCUCUAAUAUCCUACUGCAGCGAAUCGGCCCUGAGAAAUGGAUGCCUGCUCAGGUGCUGGCUUUCGGGAUCAUCGCCAUCUUUCAGGUGUUUCUCAAGAACAGAAAUGGCUUUUUAGUUAUUCGUGCUAUUCUCGGUCUCGCGGAGGCUGGGUAUAUCCCCGGGUCGGUCUACAUUCUCUCGACCUGGUAUAUUGGGCCGGAAUUGGCUAAGAGAGUGGCCAUUCUAUUCUUUGGCAUGUUUGGUGGGAAUGCGAUCUCCCCAUUGCUGGGGGCGGGUAUCCUAAGACUCGAUGGAAGACAUGGUCUGAAGGGCUGGCAAUGGAUCUUUUUAGUUGAGGGCUUGAUGACGAUUGUGUCCGCGAUUCUUUUGGUUGUAUUCCUCCCACGCAGUCCCGAGAGACCAAAGCCGUUCCUCAUCCAACGAGGUAUCGUCGCCUUCUCGGAGCAGGACAAGGAGGUUCUCAUGGCGAGGAUGCCCAAGAAUGCAGAGACUCGGCGAAGAACUCUCCCCCCGUCUCUUAUCGUCAAGACGCUACUCAACUACCGGCGCUGGCCACACUUUCUAUCCACGGCCUGUGUCUUCUCCACGUGGAGUCCACUCACAACCUAUACUCCAUCGAUCAUGAUGGCUCUAGGUUUCAAUCGCAUUCAAGCAAAUGCUCUCAGUGCGAUCGGCGCAUUCAUGACCCUGCCUCUUGUCUUCUUCUUCGCCUGGCUCAGCGACAAGACGGCCAGACGGGGAAUCGUUGUUAUCACGGCAAUAUCGUGCUAUCUUAUUGUAUUGAUUGUUGCACGAUGCGCCCUCCCCUCUGUCGGCAAAUGGAGUCGAUUUGGCUUGUGGACGGUGGUUAAUGCAUUUGCCGUGGGGUACCAUCCUAUCCAUAAUACCUGGGUGCAGGUCAAUUGUCAGGAUGCCGGGGAGAGGAAUGUUUCAAUUGCUUAUCUUCGAGGCCUCAGCAUUAUGAUCGCCCUUGUGGCAUCGGGGCUCCUACUGGCUUUAACGCAAGAAAUCACCUAUCUAUUCCUCAACGGUCCCGCACGAAAACGGGGUGAGAAGGUGAUCUACGUGCCUUGA